AUGCCGGAAGCUCCCGAGGAUCAGUUUCCUCCGGCGGCGGUUGCGGCCGCAGGGGACGACAUACCGAGCUCACAUAAGACAGCCCUCCAGUUUAUAGAGGACGUCACGGACAACGCCGAUCAGGUCCAGCGCCGCGUGCUGUCCGAGAUCCUCGAGCAGAACUCGGACGCCGAGUACCUCCGCCGCCACGGCCUUGUGGAAUCGCGAGGAGCCGACGCCUUCCGGCGACUCAUCCCCGUCGUCACCUACGAGGAUCUGGAGCAAGACAUCCAACGCAUCGCCCAGGGAGACACCUCCCCGAUCCUCUGCUGUCGCCCCAUCUCGGAGUUCCUCACCAGGUGCUCCCACGUGAUAGAUGCCUUACAGCCAUUGCCGGCGAACUGAGCCUCUAACCGAGUUCUGUUUGACUGUACCGUGCGAGCAGCUCGGGCACAUCAGGCGGGGAGAGGAAGCUGAUGCCGACAAUACAGGACGAGCUGGAUCGGCGGUCGCUGCUGUACAGCCUCCUGAUGCCGGUGAUGAAUCGGUUCGUGCCGGGGCUCGACAAGGGAAAGGGAAUGUACUUUCUGUUCGUGAAGUCGGAGGCGAGAACACCUGGGGGCCUGGUGGCCCGCCCUGUCCUCACAAGCUACUACAAGAGCCGGCACUUCAUCGACCGCAAGCACGACCCUUUCAACGUGUACACGAGCCCCAACGAGGCUAUCCUCUCCACGGACUCCUUUCAGAGUAUGUACGCUCAGCUGCUCUGCGGCCUCGCCCAGCGCGAGGAGGUGCUCCGCGCCGGCGCCGUCUUCGCCUCUGGCUUCAUCCGCGCCAUCCGCUUCCUCGAGAAGCAUUGGCAGGCCCUCUGCCGCGACAUCCGCAAUGGCUCCGCCGACGCGAGCGUCGUCACCGACGCCUCGGUGAGGGCCGCGGUGGCGGGGGUGCUCCGGCGACCAGAUCCCGAGCUUGCCGCCAUCGUGGAGGGCGAGUGCGGGAGGGGUUCCUGGGAGGGGAUUCUAACCCGGCUGUGGCCCAACACCAAGUAUAUCGACGUGAUCGUGACGGGCACCAUGGCGCAGUACAUACCGACCCUGGAUUAUUACAGCGGAUCCCUACCGCUCGCCUGCACCAUGUACGCCUCCUCCGAGUGCUACUUCGGCCUCAACCUCGAGCCCAUGUGCAAGCCCAGCGAGGUCUCCUACACCCUCAUCCCCACCAUGGCUUACUUCGAGUUUCUUCCGGUCCACCGCAGCAAUGGUGGAGCCGCUGCCGACAAGCCCGACCUCAGAGAGCUCGUCGAGCUCGUCGACGUCGAGCUCGGCAAGGAGUACGAGCUCGUCAUCACUACUUAUGCAGGUGGUCGUCGAUAAAAUAAUUUUAUCGAGUUAGAAAAAUUAGUUUGCUGCAUUUUCAUUUUGCCAAAUUAGAAGGUUGAUUUAGUUUGCCAUCUGAUUCUUUUUUAUUUUUUUCCAGGGCUCUAUCGGUACCGGGUGGGGGACGUCCUGCGGGUGGUGGGCUUCAAGAACAAAGCACCCCGCUUCAGCUUCGUGUGCCGGAAGAACGUGGCGCUGAGCAUCGAUUCGGACAAGACGGACGAGAUGGAGCUCCACAGGGCGGUGGAGGAGGCAGUGGGGCAGCUCGAGCCCUUCGGCGCCUCCCUGGUGGAGUACACCAGCUACGCCGAUACUAGCACAAUCCCUGGCCACUACGUGCUCUACUGGGAGCUACAGCAGGGGGCGACGCCGGUGCCGCCCUCCAUCUUCGAGGAUUGCUGCCUGGCAGUGGAGGAGGCCCUCAACAGCGUCUACCGGCAGGGGCGAACGGCGGACAAGUCCAUAGGGCCGCUGGAGCUGCGGCUGGUGGAGGAGGGCACGUUCGAUAAGCUGAUGGACUUCGCCAUCAGCCGCGGGGCCUCCAUCAACCAGUACAAGGCGCCUCGCUGCGUCAAGUUCCCGCCCAUCGUGGAGCUCUUGAACUCCCGUGUCCGGUGCAGCUACUUCAGCCCCAAGUGCCCCAAGUGGGUCCCGGGCCACAAGCAGUGGAUCUCCAUCAAGAACAGCUCGGAUUAA
Messenger RNA from Spirodela intermedia, 2051 nucleotides. NCBI's taxonomy places the organism in Eukaryota, Viridiplantae, Streptophyta, Magnoliopsida, Alismatales, Araceae. The record is from the annotation of a GenBank genome assembly.